This is a messenger RNA of Dimorphilus gyrociliatus, 1896 nucleotides long. The record is from the annotation of a GenBank genome assembly. Lineage: Eukaryota; Metazoa; Annelida; Polychaeta; Dinophilidae.
UAAAAGGAGUUCAAAUUUAGAUCAGAGUUUAUCACAAGACUUGCAGUAGAAGAAUAACUAGCUAAAGUUAUGAAUAAAUUUCUUUGGAGUAUAUUUAUCUACGCAGUAGUUGAAAUAAGUUCUCUAGAAUCUGCAACUCGUCCACUUAAAAUUCAACUGGAUAUUGUCCCUCAUCCCGCAGUAAUUAAAGGUGGUGCUAAAAGAAUAAUUAUAAUUGAAGCAUUCGAAGGCUCAGGUCUAUGCAGAAUAGAAUCGUCAGAAGUAAAUGAGGUGAGAUUUCAUGGGGUAACAGAAAAUUUUCAUAUAUCGGAACCGAAUAAAAAAGUUCAUAGAAUUCUCGUCGAAGCUUUUGAUAAUGGUAUUGCAAGUCAAAAGGAAACUUUCGAAAUUCUCGUUAUCUGUAAGGAAAUUGGAACAGAUAUCAUUAGAACAGCUCAGAAAGAAAUCCUAAUUUAUGAAAGUUUUGAUACGUUUGUCUCCGGUGAUCCGCAUUUUGUGCAAACUGUUUUUGACGAGGCGAACAAAGAUAGAAAACUAAUAUGUUAUGACGUUACAGGAGAAGCCGGUGAUCAUAUUGAAAUUUUAACACAAAACUCUUCGAAAACUAUCAUUAAAGGAGAAUUAAUCGAUGAUAAUUAUAUGCACUUAAUUAAAAUAACCUAUUUGGACGGAAAUAUCAUUUCAUCAACAGAGGGAACCAAAUUUAGCGAUGGCCUCUUUAUUGAUUGGUCAAAUAGGAUAGAACCACAGAAAAUUGAACGAGACACUCAUUCGAUAAUCUAUAAUGGACCUAGCAUAACAAUUGAACUAAAAAAUAUGGAUGAUAGUAUACAAAAUUUGAAUUUCACUAUAAAAAGAUUAUAUCACACGCUAACCGGAUAUUUCUUGGAUAUAAACUUUAAUCAUUUGGUUAAUUACGAAGGAUUAGGAGGUUUAUUGGGUAGAAUUGGUAAUAAUAAAUUUGUGUUCUUCGGAACAGCUGAGGAGGCAGAGGAUGAUACUGAUAGUUCCAAAAUAGCGGUUAACGUAAACGGUCAGACAAUGUUAAGUGCCCUACAAAGAGGAUGCUCAAGUCAAUUAUUAGAUAUUCAUAUUGCCAGACCAGAUCCGCCCAUAUUAAAGAGAGAUGGAUUUGGCUUGUCGAUCACAGUAGAAGCGCUACAAGGAAAAGGAAUUUGCAGAGCUAAGGUUUCUCAUCCGUCCGAAGUAAUACUUAAGGGAUGUAUUGAUAAGUUUCCUAUCUCUCGUAAUGGACUUGUAAAUAAUAUCAUUGUAGAAGCUGUUGAUAGUUAUAAAUUGGAAAGAGAUAAAAUAAUAACAGUGCAUAUUGAGUGUUUUGACGAGGUUGUAAGAGCUUACAAAACGGAAAGCGUUCAUUUCAUCCUACAGAAUAAAUAUCCUUUGUCCGGUGGAAGUCAGCAUUUUAAGCAAGUUGUUAAAGAUGAAAAAGAUAAAUCGUUAAAAAUGAUAUGCUAUGAUAUAAAUGGAAGAGAAGGCGAUCAAAUACUUAUAAUUAAACUUCAAGAUUUAGAUAUAUCUAUAUACGGAGAAUUGAUGAAUGAAUAUUUUAUGAAAGCGAUAAAAGUUAUCUCACCACAUGGUAAUAUAACAUCUGAUCGUACCGGAACUCUAUCGGAAGAUGGUUUUUCGAUGAAUUUAAACGCAUUCUAUCCGACUUACGAAGGAAUAGAUGGCCUAUUAGGGAGAAUAGGAAACAACCUGUUCAAAUUCUACAAAACUGUUCAAGAAGCAAAGGGUCGUAAAGCAAUCAUCAGCGUAAAUGGAAAUUUAUCAUUAACCUCAGUGAGGCAUAACAUAAGUAACUGUUGGUACAUGGAAGUUAAUGAUGCCCUCUUUCCAUAUAGAAUAAGUCAUUAUUUAUCUAGUAAUGUCUAA